Molecule: messenger RNA, 1398 nt
Organism: Uranotaenia lowii
Lineage: Eukaryota; Metazoa; Arthropoda; Insecta; Diptera; Culicidae
Exons: 3
Coding region: 1-1398 (465 amino acids)
Source: RefSeq, a predicted model, not a curated record
AUGGAGGAUCUCAGUAUUUUGAAGAAGCAGGAGCGCCAGUUGAGGGCCUCCAUUAAAGGUGUUGCCAACUUUGUACGGGAUUCCAAACCAGAGCUGCAAGAAUCCCAGAUCGAAGUCAGAUUAAGUCUGCUUGAGUCAGUUAUAAAGAAGUUCUACCUGGUAAGGCAGAAAAUUGAAGUAUUAUUGGACGCUGCAGACAGUGAAGGAGAAAAAGAGGAUGCCAAGGAGUCAGAGGGAGCAAGAAAACGCAGGCUGCAGAGGCAGAUUGAGGAACGUGAAGCAAAAUUCGAGGAAGAAACGCUGCAGUUUGAAGAGCAAUAUUUCACCGUGAAAGCUGCACUCCUUGCGUUACGUCCGAGGAAUGUUGAGGUCUUAAGUGCGUCUGGGUCUGCAGAACGAGCUGAUAUCAUAUCCCGUGUCAAGCUUCCGGACAUCAAGCUGCCAGUUUUCGACGGAAAACUUCGAGAUUGGAUUCCGUUCCGGGAUAUGUUUGACAGCUUGAUCCACAACAACCAUCAGCUCUCCGAUAUCGAUAAGUUUACUUAUCUGCGGUCAGCGAUAAGCGGAGAAGUGCUCCAGGAGAUCAGCUCCAUUGAACUGUCUGCUGAUAACUACCAGGUAGCCUGCGACAUGUUGGAAAAGAGGUACGAGAAGAAAAAGUUGAUCGUGAAAGCGUAUUUGGACCCGCUGUUUGGAAUCGAGCCUCUGAAAAAGGAAAGCGGUGAAGCUCUGAACCGCCUUGUUAGUGAUUUUGAUCGCAACAUACAGAUGCUGGGCAAGAUAGGCGAGGACACAGAGAAGUGGUCGACAAUUCUGGCAUACAUGGUUUGCGCUCGCCUAGAUUCGGUUACCCUUCGUCAGUGGGAGAGCCAUCACAACUCUAAGGACGUGCCGACAUACCAGAAAGUGAUGGACUUCAUGAGAGAUCAAGCGUUGGUUCUCCAAUCGAUAACGCCGAAUAGAACUGAAGACAUCGAAAGUCGUCGCUAUCGUACAACAGUUCACACCACAUCGAGAAUCCAGAACAACUGUGUGUUCUGUGGUAAUUCGUUCCAUCCAGCAUCUACGUGCAGCAAGUUCAGAGCGAUGUCGGUGCCCCAGCGCUUCGGAGUAGUCAAGAUGAAGCGGCUCUGCAUCAAUUGUUUGGGUUCUGGUCAUUUUAUCGAUCGUUGUAGCAGAGGUCCAUGUCAAGCAACGAAUCUGAUGUGGCGUCUGUGCAUCAGUAUCGCACCCGGGAGACGCAGGAGGAAGCUUUUGCACUACCAAGGAGAUGAUGUAUCUUCCUCGCAAAUGGUAAUGUAUAUGAUGAUCAUCAUCCAGCAUCCGCGCUGCCCUAACGGAUCUUCUCCAGCCAAGAUAAUCCUUUCGGACAGUCUUUUGCGCCAAAACUCCGGAUAA